UCUGUCGGACAACGACAUAAGUCCAAGGUGCCAGUAAAAAAUCUGAAGCGCCUCCAUGAUCAGCAUGCAUCGGUGCAUUGGUAAGCAAUAACCUUGUCUCGUAUACGUAAACGAUAUACUGCAAAUUGCAAGGGAUCCCAUCUACUUAUAGCUGACAGAUCUCGUUCACGCUGUGAUUCACCCUUGAAACAGUCACACCGUUGAUCGUAUUCACAGCCAUGCAGUAAACAUGGUCAGAGGACGCAAGAAAGAUUUGACUGUUCCUCCUACGCGACAGCUUACCCAGCAGCGCGAUUACCGAGCGCGCAAGGCCCAAUAUCUUUCCGAACUCGAGCAACGGUGUUUAAAGGCUGAGGAGGAGAAUGUACGAUUACGGCGAGAGCUAGAGCUAGCUCGAGCCACCAUGCCCUUUGGCGGCUCACCACAAGAAGUUGUACAAAUAUCAUCCGAGCUACUGCGUGACCUAGUCAACGCUUCUGCAUCGAUCGCGCGCUUCCAACAGAUCACCGCAACUCGUGCGCCAGUCCCUCCGGAUGACAAUUCCUUCCAUCAUCGGCAACCGCCAGAAUCUUCAUAUUCGCCACCUGCAGGUCCUAGCAGCCUUCGCCCAUCGUCUCCUCCUCGUCAGGCACCCUCACAUCCGGUUACAAUUACACCCUCACAUGUUCUUCAAGAACUCCGAGCCCGCCCGGCACCACCAAAUCGGAUGCUGGCUCCUAUUGAUGGACAACGGGUAGAUCGAACCCCUGCGUCCUCGUCGGCCAGUUCGCAAGCCCCAGUAACGAGCCCAUCUCCAAGCCCUGGUUCUGAGGAGUGUUGCGGGGGUUAUCUUGAUUGUAGUGAACUCAUAGAAGAGAAAGAUGACGAGGAAGAUGAAGAAGAGGGUGAGGAAGACGAGGAUUUUGGAAUGUAUCAUUUCGCGCAUACUUCGAAAGUUCGCUUCAGCCAAGGUGAUUUUCGAAAAGAUGCUGCACGCUAAAUGUUUGGAACAGCAGUCAUAAUUUUGUAUGGUGUAGCUAUCCUAGGUCACUGCCGCAUCGACUCCAUCGCUGCAAGCAGCAAGUUUCAAU
Suillus clintonianus is the source of this 1070-nucleotide messenger RNA. RefSeq lists its product as uncharacterized. The transcript has 2 exons. The record is from RefSeq and is a predicted model, not a curated record. The coding region runs from base 230 to 979 and encodes 249 amino acids. Lineage: Eukaryota; Fungi; Basidiomycota; Agaricomycetes; Boletales; Suillaceae.